AUGGGGCCUCUGUUAAGUGAUGUCUCAAGGCUGGACAACAAUGGCCUAAAUGAGUCAAACAGUGUAGCGAAUCAAAUAAAGCAACAACUCGCCGCUGGCAAAUUUGCGGAGGCAACCGAUUCUUUUGACCAGCUUCAAGAUGUCAUCAGUCAAAACAGCGAUGACGUGACGAAAUUGAGAGGCAACCGUACGUACCACUACCGAAGGGAAGUUGAUCAACUUCUAGCACAUGGAGUCAAUGUCACCAUAUAUAAUGGUCAAAACUCACAAAAAGCUUCAAUUGAUUGGUUCUUUCGCAGUUGGACAAUCAAAGUCCUAGUGCGAGAAAUCCAUAUAUGUACUCUGCUCUCGAUUAACGUACCUUUAGAUCAGCCUUGCACUGCAUUAGACAUGAUAGCAAACAUCACACAGUCUCCACCUGAUCUUUGUUGA
This is a messenger RNA of Striga asiatica, 432 nucleotides long. The record is from the annotation of a GenBank genome assembly. Lineage: Eukaryota; Viridiplantae; Streptophyta; Magnoliopsida; Lamiales; Orobanchaceae.